AUGGGGAAGCUCGAGGACAACGAGAGGGUGAUCCUCAACGUGGGGGGCACGCGGCACGAGACCUACCGCAGCACCCUGAAGACCCUGCCGGGCACCCGCCUGGCCCUGCUCGCCGCCGAGUCGCAGGGCGAGUCUCCGGGCGCCGAGGAGCCGCCGCCGCCGCCGCCCCCCAACGCGGCCCCGCCGGCGGGCGGCUGCCCCGAACCCGGCAGCGGCUGCAGCCCGCGGGGCGGCGGCGGGGCCAGCGAGUUCUUUUUCGACCGCCACCCGGGGGUCUUCGCCUAUGUGCUCAACUACUACCGCACCGGCAAGCUGCACUGCCCCGCCGACGUGUGCGGGCCGCUCUUCGAGGAGGAGCUGGCGUUCUGGGGCAUCGACGAGACCGACGUGGAGCCCUGCUGCUGGAUGACCUACCGGCAGCACCGCGACGCUGAGGAAGCGCUCGACAUCUUCGAGGCGCCCGAUCUACUGACGGGCGAGCCGCCUCCCGACGGCGACGACGACGACAUGGCGGCCAAGCGGCUGGGCAUCGAGGACGUGGCGGGGGCCGCCGAGGGCAAGGGUGGGCGCUGGAGGCGGCUGCAGCCCCGCGUCUGGGCGCUCUUCGAGGAUCCCUACUCCUCCCGGGCCGCCAGGUUCAUCGCCUUUGCCUCCUUAUUCUUCAUCCUAGUUUCAAUCACAACCUUUUGCCUGGAAACGCAUGAGGCUUUCAAUACUAUUAUAAAUAAAACUGAGCAUGUUGUCAAUGGAACAGAAACUGUACCACAGUAUGAAAUUGAGACAGAUCCAGCCCUAACGUAUGUGGAAGGAGUCUGCGUAGUUUGGUUUACAUUUGAAUUUUUAGUGCGUGUUAUUUUUUCCCCCAACAAACUUGAAUUUAUCAAAAACCUCUUGAACAUCAUUGACUUUGUGGCCAUCCUGCCCUUUUACUUAGAAGUGGGCCUGAGCGGGCUCUCCUCCAAAGCUGCUAAGGAUGUACUUGGUUUCCUCAGGGUAGUAAGGUUUGUGAGGAUCCUGCGAAUCUUCAAGCUCACACGGCACUUUGUGGGCCUCAGGGUGCUGGGCCACACUCUGAGAGCCAGCACCAAUGAAUUUUUGCUGCUGAUAAUAUUCUUGGCACUCGGUGUUUUGAUAUUUGCCACCAUGAUCUACUACGCAGAGCGUGUGGGAGCUCAGCCCAAUGAUCCAUCAGCAAGCGAGCACACGCAGUUCAAAAAUAUCCCUAUUGGCUUCUGGUGGGCUGUAGUCACCAUGACCACCCUGGGAUACGGGGACAUGUAUCCACGGACUUGGUCAGGUAUGCUGGUGGGAGCCCUGUGUGCGUUAGCAGGGGUGCUCACCAUAGCCAUGCCUGUGCCUGUGAUUGUUAACAACUUUGGGAUGUAUUACUCCCUGGCCAUGGCAAAGCAGAAACUGCCGAGGAAGAGGAAGAAGCACAUCCCUCCGGCUCCACAAGCUAGCUCUCCCACCUUCUGCAAGACAGACUUGAACAUGGCCUGCAAUAGCACACAAGGGGACAUCUGCCUGGGCAAGGACAACCAGUUGAUGGAGCACAACAGAUCAUCAGUGUUAUCAGGUGAAGACAGUGCAGGAAGUGAGCAGCCACUCUCACCUGGUGAAAGGCUCCCUCCCAUCAGACGCUCUAGUACCAGAGACAAAAACAGAAGAGGGGGAACAUGUUUCCUACUGACAACAGGGGAUUACACGUGUGCUACUGAUGGAGGGAUCAGGAAAGUGUUGUACAGAAUUUAUCAUGGAUUUUUGACUGCUGAAAAAGGGACAAUGGAAUUUAGCCAUACCAAGGACUGUACUGGAAAGAGACUGCUGCUGCUGAAUGGGCCCUGAUAAACAGCUCACGCCUUGAGGAGGUCACUGAGGCUUUACAUGGGAAGU
Molecule: messenger RNA, 1893 nt
Organism: Centrocercus urophasianus (Greater sage-grouse)
Lineage: Eukaryota; Metazoa; Chordata; Aves; Galliformes; Phasianidae
Gene: KCNC2
Product: potassium voltage-gated channel subfamily C member 2
Exons: 4
Coding region: 1-1845 (614 amino acids)
Biological process (GO): potassium ion transmembrane transport; protein homooligomerization
Cellular component (GO): neuronal cell body membrane; voltage-gated potassium channel complex; axon
Molecular function (GO): delayed rectifier potassium channel activity; protein binding
Source: RefSeq, a predicted model, not a curated record